UACAUUUUAUUACAUCCUCCGCAAAACUCGUAUCUAACUGUUUCAUAAUCUCACUUCAGUCUUCAGACACACUCUCUCUCUGACACCCUCUCUCUCUCUGCACACAUUUUACAUUUCUCUCUCUUUAGCCUAAGCAGAAGCCAUUAAUUAUACAAGGCUCCUGUUAUUCCGGUGAAUACUACUGUGCUUUCCUGACCCAUUUGGUUUCCGGCAAAUCUCCGGUCAUUUUUACCUCCGGAAUGUCAUUUUCCGGCAAGAUAACUGUUGCAGUACUGUUAUUGUAGCUUUCAUCCAGGUUUUGUAAUGAAUGGGAUUCAGAAUGGCGGACCUCACAAUCUUGAAGAACCUUUACCAGGAUGCUUCGGAAAAAUGGAUAACCUUUUUGAUCUGACUGCAGGCAUGCCAGGCAACCAGCUUCUUACAGAAAAACCUUAUCGUGAUGGUUCUUCCCUGUCUAGGAGUUGUUCAGAUGUGUCAGGAAUAAGUCCAACCCAGGAUCUUCUCGAAGAUACAGAGUGUUGUGGUGUACAGAUUAUAUCCAAAACGAGAAGAACAUCUUUAAAUAAGAAAUCAAGAAGAACACCCAUAAAGAUGCUCAUAGCUGAAGAAAUGUCAAAAGAAAUGAUUUCUACAGAAAGCCCGACCAAUGUAGUUGCCAGGUUAAUGGGGCUUGACGCCAUUUCAUGUCAGCAGCCUCAUUCAGCUUCACAAAGAAGUCACUCAAGAAAUUCUUCCUAUUCUAACGUGCCUAUGGAAUAUUGCCAGCAAGUACAUGACUCAUUCGAGACACAGAAACUACAUGAGAUUCAUCCAUAUCCAGUUCACAAUAAUUUUAAAGAUGUUUAUGAGAUAUGGCAGUCACACGACAUCUGUGUUAAAGAUAAAUCGUCUCAAAGAGAGAGGUUCAGUGGAAGUGCAAGUGAGAAAAAGAUGGCUCUCAUUCGUCAAAAAUUCGCAGAUUUGAAGCGUCUUGCUUCAGAUGAAAAGCUUCGCCAAACCAAACAGUUCCAAGAUGCAUUAGAAGUAUUAAGUUCGAACAAUGAUUUAUUCCUUAGAUUUCUUCAGGAACCAAAUUCUAUGUUCUCCAAGCAACUGUGUGACCUACAUACCAUCGCUCCGUCUCCUAGUACAAAACGUAUUACUGUUCUUAGACCUGCUAAGAUGGUGGAUGGUAACAAAUUUACUGGACUACAGAAGCAGUUUCAAGUGAAGAAAACUUCCCAGACUGAACAGGUCCGUAGCCGGGACAAAAGAACUUGUGGAUUUUCCAGUCCAACAAACUGUAAAGCUGAGGAUAGUCAUAUUCAAACAACACGAAUAGUGGUACUAAAACCUAGUCUUGCAAAGUCCCGUGAUCUUAAGACUGUUGUUUUGCCACAUUCCUCGUUUCCAAGUGCAUUAAGUACAAAAGAUGAUCAAGGAGAGCAUGAGAAUAAUGAUGCACGUGAAUCCAGUGUAGGAAAGGAGAUCACACGGAAAGUGUGUGAAAAUUUUGGUGGACAUAGUAGGGAUGGGACCUUGCGUGCUCCUAUGCUUUCCAAUGGUUAUAGCUAUAUGGGUGAUGGAAAAUCAUUCCACAGUUCGGAGAAUGAAUAUGCUGUGGAAAAUCUUAGUGAUCCUGAACUUAUGUCUCAGGCUUCUAGGCAUUCUUGGGAUUACAAAAACAGGUCUGACAGCCCCUAUUCUCUAUCCUUCAACCGUGCAUCUUAUUCACCUGAGUCAUCAGUUUGCCGAGAAGCCAAAAAACGACUAUCUGAAAGGUGGACUAUGAUGGCAGCUAGUGGAAAUUGUCAAGAAAAGGGACAUAUGCGGAAAAGCUCUAGUACUUUGGGGGAUAUGCUUGCUAUAUCAGAUAUGAAAAAAUUACUGAGACCAGAGGGAGAUUCUAGUCAUAAACAAGAGGCUAGAGCAUCCACGUCAUGCUUAUGUACUAAUUUAAGUGACAAUGAUAGUUGCAAUGCUACUGCCAGGAACUUUUUGAGGUCAAAAUCUCUUCCUGUAUCUUCUACUAUUGAUGGUUCAAGGCUUGGUUUAGAAGUUUCCAAUCCAAAGAUGGAGAAAAAUGAAAUCAUGAAGGAGGUGCCAAAGGCAAGAGCCGUGAAACUAAAAUUAAAGCAAAGAGUUUCGAGCUUGUUUUUCUCAAGACACAAAAAGUAUGGUAAAGAAGAAUCAAGCCAACCCAGUUCCGUAAGUGACCAUGGAUGUAAUCCCAGCACUGAGGCACCUGAACAUAGUAAUGACAUAGCAUCAUCAAGCAAAGUGCCUUCUUUAGAUUUAUCAAGCAUGGAACCUAUACUGGAGACAAGUCCUACUAAGGCUGUAUUUUCAGUAUUAAAGUCUUCUGCAAAUGAAAAUUUUAAUGAGAACCAGGAGCAACCAAGUCCAAUUUCUGUCUUGGAACCUUCUUUUGAUGAGAAUGAUCAUGGCAUACCUGAGUUUUAUAACAAUUUAAAGCCAGUUGGAAAUGGGACAAGAGAGUGUUCUUCCCAUCUUACUAAAUCAAAUCUGAUUGACAAAUCCCCGCCAAUAGGAUCCAUUGCUCGGACUCUUUCAUGGGAUGAUUCUUGUACAGAAACGACUACUCCAUUUUCAAUGAACAUGACUGCAUUUCCCAUAUGUGCAGAUAAAGAAAGACAAGAAUGGUUUUUUUUAGUUCAGACACUACUAUCCGCAGCUGGCUUUGACAAUGUGGAGCAACCUGAUACACAUUUUCCGCGAUGGCAUUCCCAUGAUAGCCCUUUAGACCUAUCACUAAGAGACCAAUACUUAGACCUCAAUGACAAGGAGGUACAGCAUGAGGCUAAGCUAAGGCAAAGGAGAUCAAUCCAAAAGCUCGUGUUUGAUUGUGUAAAUGCUGCUUUGAAAAAUCUAGCUGUCUACGAGUCAACUACAGGGAAAAAAGGAGUAUCAUGUAAUAGGUCCAAUGCUAGCCUUAAAGAUCAUGCAUCAUCCACAAUGGUGGAAAUUGUAUGGUCCCAGAUCGAGGAAUGGUUUUCCGAUGAGAUGAAAUGUGUUCCCGGUUAUUUUGGAGACAACAGGUUGGUUGUGGAAAUGGUGGCAAGGAAGGAGGUAGCAGGAAAGGGUUGGCUUGAACAUUUGGCAGUAGAUAUGGAAGAUUUAAGGAAAGAAAUUGAAAACAAGCUGCUGGAAGAGCUUGUGCAAGAGGCUGUGGAAGACUUGACAGUUUUACUAUGAGGAGGCUCCUUUUUUAGCUUAUAAAUUGUAAGUUCCACUCAGUUUAGAACAAUAUUAUUGUGUAAUGCUAGGUUUUUCAAAUA
This is a messenger RNA of Daucus carota subsp. sativus, 3278 nucleotides long. RefSeq lists its product as uncharacterized. NCBI's taxonomy places the organism in Eukaryota, Viridiplantae, Streptophyta, Magnoliopsida, Apiales, Apiaceae. Bases 304 to 3195 code for a protein of 963 amino acids. The transcript has 6 exons. The record is from RefSeq and is a predicted model, not a curated record.